Messenger RNA from Blepharisma stoltei, 1220 nucleotides. NCBI's taxonomy places the organism in Eukaryota, Ciliophora, Heterotrichea, Heterotrichida, Blepharismidae. The record is from the annotation of a GenBank genome assembly.
AUGUUUAAAAAAUCAGAAAAGAAAGCUGGGAAAAUCAUUGUGGGGCAAGAGGAGAAAGAUGAGGUAAAAAUCGUAACAAAAAUUCCUGUUAAAAGACAUAGGGGAAUAUCAUUUACAGAAAUUGAAGAAAAUAAUGAAAAAGCUAGCGAGCAUGAGAAUUUUAUGAGGAAAAUUUUUGUGAAGCCAAACAAUGAACUUGAAGCUUUGAGGGAAAAGCAUAUGGAAAAGUAUAUUAAUGGCAAAUUAAAGCCAAGUGAGCAAAAUGAAUGGAGAAAGGCAGGAAAUGACGAGUUUUCUGAAGAAGCCUUAUAUGAGAUUCCAGAAAAAUAUAGGUCUGAUAACUCAAGAUUUUCUGAUGGCGCUGAAAAAACUUUGUGGAAAUCUGGACUUAUGGAGGUACCUUUAUCAAUAAAGCACAAAUUGGAUAUUAUAUGUUAGGAUAAAUGCUUUAGGGUAAUAGGAAUUAUUAUUUUAAAUUUAUAUGAAAAAUGGAAAAUGGCUAUAAUAAUUGUAUGCAGAGUUUACCAGUCAAGAAUAAUAUUGAGAGAACUGAAAUAGCUAAAAGAAAAGCUAUAAAGGACGUCAAUGUUCCUGACAGUCGAUUUAUGGAGCUUCAUGAAGAGGAAUACGAAAGGUUUAACCAAUUGCACAGCGAAGCCAGAAAAGAGGCAAAAAUUGUGGAAAGGUUAGAAAAAAGACUGCUAUUAAAGGGAAAAAGGCUAAAAGAUUAGAUUAAUUCUAGCUAGUCUUUUUUUUUUCAGACUCUUGCUGUCCCCAACGCAGACUCAAAUGGCCCCCUCCACCUGGCGUCACAUCGCUCCCUUUUCCUUACAAAUCUCUCGGAGACUCUCACAUGAUGCUUAUGACUUGGUCUGGUCCUUGCGGCAUGAUUCAUCAACCCUUUUUAGUGCUCAAAGCAUGGGUAAAGUGUCUUAGUGUCGCUUUCAGGCUAUAAACCUGAUACAGACAUACAUUUUUUACAGGAGUAUGAGCUGGACAUUACGAUCUCAGUAUAUCGUCUUGGGUUAGGAAAAAAGCCUCGUGGAGCUUUGAUCAGGCAAAAACCCUAAAAGAAUGGAAUCCACUUACCGGAGAGCUGGAAUCAACUGACCAGUCACCCUGGCGAUUCAUCACUCUCCAUCUUUUAAAUAGUAAGGCUAAAAGAAGAAAGAAAAGAAAGAAGCGAAAUGAACAGACUCGUUGAAGAAAGCUGAAAAUAG